AUUGCCUUCGCUUGAUCAUGCUGUGUGUCUUAUGAAUCCUUCAGAUAUUCUGCAAUCAGAGCCAUUAUUGCAGCUCUUCGAAGCCUUCUUUGUUCAGGGGCCGUUAAACGAUUCUUUGAAACUGCUCCAGCACCUGACUGAAGUGUGUCAGUCUCUUCCUACCUCACAGCCUUCUCGACUAGCUUGUCUGCUUCCUUCUCUGCAGCCUCCGCUUUCUCCAGGAAUUCCUUCGCUUCUUCCGCCGCGGUCUUCUCUACAGGGCCCUUCGCGUUCUUCACCCCAAUCUUCCUUGCCUAAACCACAGCCUCCUUUCAGCUCAGAGACCUUUCGACGACUUUCCCGAAAUGAGCUGGAACAUAUUGCCCGUGAAUAUUUCACAAAGGAGAAGGGAAUUAAGAAUAAAAAUCACCUUAACCUUCUCGUUGAUGCCUCAACACAAUUUGUUAAACUCGAGCCUGUACACGAUACAAGCUUUACUGACUGUUUCUGGGGAAGCAAUGAUGAAAUCUUCCCGGAUAAACCUAACACCGAACCAAAUUGUCGGCUUGAAGAGGGUGCGGAAAGAAUUGAGCAACGCGAGGCUACAAAUACUGCUGCGAGGCGUCUCAUCCUUCUUUAUAGGCAUCAUCUUAUUGAGGAGAGACAGUUUCAAGUUGAAGAUUUUGAAUUAGAACAAGGUAUAGGGAAAGCAACUAUCGCCCUACGUCAAUAUGCGCACGGAGUGAAAAGGAGCAUCGACACCGUCAAAUUUGACCUAGGUCGAAGUCGUCAUUAUCUUAAACUACUCGAAAUUGCCGGCCCGGGCAAUGUGCUAUUUCUGAAUGGCACGGCAACAACGUGGGAGAGAUCUCUGAAAGCGGGCGACCCUAAAUGCAUAGUUGAUUUUCGAGAUAAAAUGUUUCCCUUUCUGAAGAGGAGCUUCCAAAACCGUGACCUUGAAGGCGCGAAACUUAUAAUCGACGGCCUUCUGAAAAUUGGAUGGUCCUAUGAGGAGCUUUCGCGGGGCCGGGGAAGACUCAUGAGCGCGUUGUUUCGCUACUUGAACAAAGAAGACCUUACGGCAGGAAAGAUUGUUUUACGAGAUGAUGAAAUGAGUGGACUAAAACGACGCCGUCUCGAUCGCACAUCCAGUGCAAAACGGCCAUGCCCCGGCUUGCAAGCAAAGAUUUCCAAGGAACAUCAAUCCCACGCGACUAAUGAGUGCCAAAAUGUACCCAGUGAUGGGAGUUCUCGAGCUGAUGCCUUCGUGUACCACAUGUCAAUGCAAGUUCUUGUGGCAGCAGCAACUUCGGUAGCUUCGACUCACGACAGCGCAAAACAACAGAAUAUUGAUACAAUGCACCGAUCCCCUCCUCCACCUCCUGCUGGUGCUGGCUUUACGUCCUCGCCUGUUCCAUCACCCAAUCGUAUGGCGGAUUCGAGAACUAUCACAGAGGCUUUACCGAUCGCAGCUGAAAACGCACAUAAUGGUUCCAACGUAGUGGCUGAUGGCCACCAAGAUAUUGCGCAGAAUCGCGCUGACGGCGAUAUUUCAUAUCCACUACCGUUCAACAUCGAGGAGGUAAGGACGUCACAACUCGAUUUUAGCCUGCUGUCUAGUGUAACAAGUUUUGGGGAAAUUGAACAAAACAAAGUUACAGCCAGACAAGAAAUGAAUGGAACAGAGACUUUCCAGCCAGAUGGGGUGGACCAGUGCCUACCACAAAUUGAAGCCCUUCCAGCGGCGGACGUCGAUGAUACACAUUCACUGCCGUCCUUAGAUAUCAAUAAUGGGGAUCCGCUGCCAACCUAUUAUGAUGUUGAUAGUGAUGAAUGGGUGCUGCCGCCGUUUGAUGUUGAUAGUGAUGAAUGGGUGCUGCCGCCCUUUGAUGUUGAUGGGCAAAAUUUGCCGGAAUAUCUUUCCCAGAGAUAACAGGCUAUUCCUGAUCCCCGGAAUCGUGGCCACUUUCCUGCUUUGGCUUGCCCUUUGAUAUAACCAAGAAAUCCGUCGCAAGUUCAACACGUACUUCCUUUCUUAUUGUGAUAUACUCUCCGACUUGAACGGGGAUUGAGUCAACUGUUGCAGCUUCCCCAUGUACACGGAUAGGGUGUAUAUGAGCCACUCCGCCAGACGCGAGUAUACGGGCAUAUUUGGAUCCAGGUACUCGAAAAACACGCUGCCGAGUUUCGGGUUCUUCCUUUUAACGCAAUCCUGUGAGCUACGAAUCGCCAUAUCAAGCAGUCAAACGCACCAAUUUUUCAACAUAUCGACUCAGUUUGUCAUCCAACAUCGCAUCGAUACACUCGUAUAACGCUCCUCCUAGGUGUUCCCAUCGAAUAUCAUUUCCGCCUAUCCAUUCCGCCACUAAUUCCAGUUCUUUUUUCGCGGACUCGGAAGGUCGUUUUUUCUUAAGGUGGUCUGUUUGAGCCAUUUUCAGCGACUGAUUAUCAUGUUAGCUUUGUCCAAGAUAUAGCAAAAGCCCUUGGGCACUUACAUAAUAUUAUAAAUAUGUCUUCUGUCCCCCAAAAUAUAGAACCGAUCUGAGUAUUGAAGAUUGUCAAUCACAACUCUCAGCCCCGCGAAUUCAAGGCGGUGAGCCGAGCCGGCAAUAAAAUAUGCCAUGUGAUCUCGAUAUGACCAAUGAUCUCACAAAUUGUGCUCAUUCUUAGCCAGACAAGUGGCAUGAUUCUCUUCCCAAAUGGAUUAGCCACAUCGUUGCUUUAUACUUUAGUUUUGUAUUUUGCCUACCAUUGAAGAAUAUAUUUACUUUUCUAACUGAUGCGGCCUGACUACGCGGAAACCCAGGUGGAAAGGAAAGACAACAUUGAGAGGAGCAACCAAAUCUUGGCAGUGAUUUCGCUUUGGACAAAGAUUGGCUUUAACUACAGCCACAUAUGGCCAAUCCUGGUUAGUAGCAACGUCAGCGCGUCUGCUGGCUUCCGAGCGCGAAAAGUCAUAGCCGAAAGGGGCAAUGGUCACCUGAGUUUCUAUUCCCUGUUUUGACCAUAAUGAUGUUCUAACGGAUAGAUCAACUUGACUAGGCUUGACCCUUAAAAAGAACAUCUACAGUUUCUAAAAUCGUACUCCAUGAAGUCUAUCACAUUGCUCUAAAAUAAUGUCUCGUCAGCUGCAGUAGUAUACUUAUGCCUCACACACAGAAGCAUCUGGAAGGUUCUCUAACAAUUACAUUUCAGGUGACGUUAAGUGAUCAAGAUCUACGGUAAGCCUGUUCUAGCAACUUGGAUGAACACGGAUUUAGCAGGACAUUGGAACUUUUUCACGGAGCAGAUGACUGUAGGGACAUCGAGAUCUCCAUCCAUAACCCAGCAAAGGGACGCUCGGUACUCUUCUGGGUGACAGGACUUCGGAUUUCUGCAUGGCAGCAGAGCUCCUUUCCGCAUCUUUAGGCGCCGGAUAUGAAAUUGGCAAUGUUCAAUAACUCGGACUGAUAAGAGCAGUACCUCCUUGUUAAACACUGUUUUAAGUUCAUCGUCAUAUCAACGCCCGCCACGGCCUGCCCAGAUACAAGAGUGAAUUUUCAUGUGAUUGCAAGGCAUUCUAAACCCUAGAUGUCAGGAGGUUCCUCAGCCGUUUCAUCGGUCAGCUCUCCUUUAUCUGACUUCUUGAAGACCAUGCAGAAGGACAAAACAAACAGGAUGCGUCUUCUUUUCGCGCUCCAUUAUACAAAACCUGCCCGACCUCAUCCGUUGGAUGUAAAUAACUUUCUGGGAAUCAUAAACGAAAAUCACCUGCCGAAUUAGGAAACCCUGCUAGCCUCUUAUUGCCUAUAUUUAAUCCUAAAUGGGAAUAGCCGUUUCAGCUGGGCGACACGUAUGGGUCCGCUCCGUCGCGAUUGAAUUCUUCAUGUGCAAUGUACCCUUCUAUAUCCGUCCACGCACUGCAUCAAAAUAUCAUACAUCAUAACUUCCUAACAAUUCUGCAUUUUCAUUCCUGUGUUUGCUUCCCAUUCAUCACAUACAAUUAGCAUAUCAAACUGAACUUUUCUUCCCUUACAACUCCUGAUUAACCUCACACCAACUCAACAGUCUUUUAUACUGUCAAAAUGGCGGGACUUUCACAAGAAGAUCGCAAUAUCAAGAAUCAUCCUCUAACCAACUUAGUCGAUCGUUUACAAGGCACACUUCAGGAAGCUGAAAGAAUAUAUGAGUCGCAUCUAAUCUAUGAUGGCGCUGAUGAGAGUCUGGAUCAACUCUAUUAAAAUAUGAUUU
This is a messenger RNA of Blastomyces dermatitidis ER-3, 4209 nucleotides long. RefSeq lists its product as uncharacterized. Bases 32 to 1912 code for a protein of 626 amino acids. The transcript has 6 exons. NCBI's taxonomy places the organism in Eukaryota, Fungi, Ascomycota, Eurotiomycetes, Onygenales, Ajellomycetaceae. The record is from RefSeq and is a predicted model, not a curated record.